UCCAUUGAAAAUAUGUAUCUACUCAAUAUUUUUGGUCAAUCAACAUUUUCCUCUAGGAAUUAUUACUGAUAUACUGAUAGCAAAGCAAUCCAACCCAAAGCUUUGGUUGGGCCACGUCAGACAGGAAAGAAGUCACAGGCUGAAGCUGAGGACUGAGAAGCCAUGGCCACCACCCCAUCUCCACAGAUAGCAACCUUCCUCUCCUCCACUUUCCACCACUCAAAGUCCCACCCAUGCAUCUCUCUGGCAACCACAUCUCUUCCUUCUCUGCCAUCUCUCUCCCCCAUCACAAUCCCAUCCAAAAAAUCCAUUAUUUUUCAAAACCCACGUCCAAGAAACACCACCACACUCCGCCCCAUUACUCCGGCUGCCACCGCCGAAGACACUGCUCUGUCUCUGGAAUCUGCAGCGGUUGAUGCUGCCGACUUGGUCACCACCACUGAUGAUGGGGUGUCUGUGUUCAUUUCAGCUCUUUUCUUUGUUGCUUUCAUUGGGUUAUCUGUUAUCACUUUUGGGGUUGUCUAUUUAGGAGUGAAAGAUUUCCUGCAGAAGAAAGAGACAGAGAAGUUUGAGAAAGAAGCAGCAGCUAAGGGUGGAAAGAAGAAGAAGAAGAAAGUGGUCAGAGCCAGGGCAGGGCCUAAAGGAUUUGGGCAGAAGAUUGAUAAAGAUGAAGAUGAUGAUUAGGAUGCAAUUAACUACAAUGAAGUUAUGUCAGGUCCUAUGCAUUGGAAUGGGAAUUUACUUUAAUCAUUUUUAGCAUGAUUAGCAAAUUGUGUAGUCUUCACAAUGUGAUUGAGUUUCGGAAACAAGCAAAUUUUAGCAAGAGAAUUAUCUUGUUCGGCUUGAUAGAAUUUGAUUUUGAUGAAUCAUGAGUGAUAUAUUCGCGUGUUUUGAAA
Messenger RNA from Lotus japonicus, 896 nucleotides. RefSeq lists its product as uncharacterized. The record is from RefSeq and is a predicted model, not a curated record. NCBI's taxonomy places the organism in Eukaryota, Viridiplantae, Streptophyta, Magnoliopsida, Fabales, Fabaceae. The coding region runs from base 163 to 684 and encodes 173 amino acids. The transcript has 2 exons.